Molecule: messenger RNA, 1059 nt
Organism: Plasmodium gonderi
Lineage: Eukaryota; Apicomplexa; Aconoidasida; Haemosporida; Plasmodiidae
Product: variable surface protein
Exons: 3
Coding region: 1-1059 (352 amino acids)
Source: RefSeq, a predicted model, not a curated record
AUGGAUCUACAAGUAAGUAGCUAUACGCUAGAUAUGUUUGCUCAAGAGAACAGUACAUUUAAGGAAUAUGUAUUAUACAAACUCUAUAACUAUUAUUUUGAUGUGUCCUGUAAGGGUUAUGAUACUGAAAUUUAUUGUCCUACAGUAGAUUAUUAUAAAUUCGACGAUGAGGAAAUUGAAGAAUUUUAUAAUAAAAUUAUACGUAAUUUAAAUGGAAUAUUAAGUAAAGAUCAAAAAAUAAAUGAUAUAAUUGAUAAUGAAGAUAAAUUAUGCACGUAUCUAAAAUAUUGGUUUCAUGAUAAAAUAAUAAGCAAAGGAUAUAAAGAUCCACAAAUUAAAAUGAUAUAUGAUGCUUGGGAAAAUACAAAAAAUACACUAAAUGUUAAGAGUCCCUGUCGUAUUUUUAGAUUAGAUUUAAGCAAAACUAUUGAAAUAAAACCAAUGUUUGAUUAUUUUAUAUUAUAUGAUAGAAAAAAAAAGGAAAAAGAAGAAUCUGAUGAAAUAUUAGAAUCUAAAUAUUGCAAUUAUUUUAAAGAAGCACACAUCAUGUAUAUUUUUAAAGAAUUAAAGUGUAUAUCAAAUAAUAAAUUUCCAUUGUGUAAUGAAUUUAAUGAAUACAUUAAAAAGCAUAUAGAAUAUAAGGAAGAUAUGUCUUUUUCAUGUGAUACUAAAAAUGAGGCCCAAGAUGAUUUUAAUCAUCCUGAUUUAGCAACUUAUAAUAGAGAGGAAACUAAAUGGUUUAAUGAACUUCAAAUAGACCAUAAGCGAACUCAGUUUGUCAUUAUUUCUAAGGUUGGGAAGGCAACAAAAAUUAUUAUAAUUGUGUUCACAUUUUCAUUUUUCUGUAUACUUUCCCUAUUACUUCUCUUCAGUAAGGUAAAUAAAAUUAAUGCUUAUUAUAGCACAUUAGGAUCUUACUAUUAUAAUAAAAUUCUAAAUUCCAUAAAUAAUAUUAAGAAUAAAAUACUAGAUGCAAGGAAACCAUUUAUAAAUUCUUAUGUGUGUCAGGACAUGCAUGAUUAUGUUUCCAGAUAUAACAUAUUAUAUAGUUCUUACUAA